This is a messenger RNA of Anoplopoma fimbria (sablefish), 2299 nucleotides long. RefSeq names its product RAB3A interacting protein (rabin3)-like 1 (gene rab3il1). The coding region runs from base 1 to 1131 and encodes 376 amino acids. Gene Ontology annotation, cellular component: Golgi to plasma membrane transport vesicle. Gene Ontology annotation, biological process: exocytosis. Gene Ontology annotation, molecular function: guanyl-nucleotide exchange factor activity. Lineage: Eukaryota; Metazoa; Chordata; Actinopteri; Perciformes; Anoplopomatidae. The record is from RefSeq and is a predicted model, not a curated record. The transcript is spliced from 11 exons.
AUGACCUACAACACAAAGUUGGUAGAUCUGGAUCCAGAGCCUAAGUCCAGACUGGAGGGUGGAGGCCAGGCUGGGCCAACCUCAGGCAGGGGCCAUGGCGACCUCUCCCGGCUUCGUAGCUCCUCGCUGGAGAUCAGAGAAAAAGAAAUUCGAGAAAAGGGCUCGGAGAUCCUCAGGGAACAGCUGGACGCUGCAAAGAAGGAACUGAAAUUAAAGGACAAGGAGUGUGAGCGUCUGUCACAAGUCAGGAAUCAACUGGAGCUGGAGCUGGAGGAGCUGACUGCCAGUCUGUUUGAAGAAGCUCACAAGAUGGUGCAUGAAGCUAACGUCAAACAAGCAGCCGCGGAGAAACAACUGAAGGAGGCUCAGGGAAAGAUUGAUGUUCUGCAAGCAGAGGUGACGGCGCUCAAGACUCUGGUGUUGACAUCAACACCUUCUUCACCGAACCGCCAGCUGCAUCCACAGCUGCAGCCGUCGGGAACCAGGGGAGUGUACAGGCAUGUCGGGGGCCACGUCCGCAAUAAGAGCGCGAGCGGUGCCUUUCCAUCUUCACCUGGAAGACCAGAACCCUCCUCAGUUUCCAUUCAGCCUACGGCCAAAGAGGACCGAGAGAUGGACUCAGUUCUGUAUGCAGAGUUUUUGCUGUGGAAGGAGAAUCCAAGUGUAGAGCGCUCCUCUGCCUUCUUGAGUCGCAUCUACAGAGAAGACAUUGGACCCUGCCUCUCCUUCACAAGAUCUGAGCUGUCACAGUUGGUGCAGAGUGCAGUGGAAAACAACUCUUUGACUAUCGAGCCUGUGGCCAUGUCAGCGUUACCGAUGGUCAAAGCCUCCGCUAUUGAGUGUGGCGGCCCGAAUGGCUUUAGGGCAGCUAUAGAGACAAAAUGUGCAUUAAGUGGCAUGUCGCGGCUCUGCCGCCAUCGCAUUAAACUUGGCGACAAGGGGAGCUACUAUUACAUCUCUCCUUCCAGCCGAGCACGGAUCACAGCAGUUUGCAAUUUCUUUACUUAUAUCCGCUACAUCCAGCAGGGCCUAGUGAGACACGAUGCGGAGCAGAUGUUCUGGGAGGUGAUGCGUCUCCGCAGAGAGAUGACUGUGGCCAAGUUAGGUUUCUACCUCACUGACCAGGGCUAGAUGACCUGACCGUCCACUGAGACACCCGACAGGACGGCAUGAUCCCAGGACCUUGAUUAUUCAAGGUCGGGGUUAAACUGUGGUAGCAAACAGUUCUUGGAUCAGGUUUUGUUGGAGGCGUUGUACAGCAUUAGUGAUCCAGCAGAGGUUGAUCAACAAGGGAAGUAGAAAAUGUUCAUGUGCCACUUUUAUGCAAUAUGACAAAAAGUUAAACCAGUACAGCUAGAAAGAAGUAAAAUAACAUUACUUCUAAGAUAGUAUUAUUCCCAGAUAUGUAAAAUAUAUUUUCUGUUAUACUGCAGGCCUCCAGUAAUUCUCCAGAAUUGUAACUUUUGCUGAACCUCCCCGGCGGAGUAUACACAACCUAUAUACACAGUAAACACGACUCAUGUUAACACAAAUAGACUCUAUGUUCUAUGCUCAUAUGAGCACAAAGAAUGAAAGCAGUGUAGAGUUUAGUUGGUCUCUUACCUCAAGUAUUACAUACUUAUAUAACUAUAUGUAAUGUAAUCAUUCUGCUGUGAGAUUGACAAUAUCCAUGUGGUUUCCACCGAACAAUUAUUUGGGUAGUUUUCUUUAUUCUUACACGAAUAUAAUGUUCACUAGAAUCUCUUAGUUACUUUCAGUUAUCAGCUCAAACACCACAGACUUUUUUUCUCAGCAUGGCCUUCAUUUUGUUGAUGCACUCUUGCACUACUUGUUCUAGAUGCCUUGUAUAAACACAUGAAUGAAACAGUUUCAUGUAAGCCUGACCUGUACUUCAUAAUCAAAAAUAAUUUUAAUGACUUUGAUAUGACAGUUCCACACUCAAAAUAGUGACUGUUUUACGAUAUAGUCAGAAAAUCAACAAGCUUCAAAAGAAGUUAUGGCAAUAUGCACAACUGUAGUUUUGCACGGUUGCAAUGAAAAGUAUGUAUGUGUAAAAGCCAUAAAUUACAUUGCAUGAAUGUAGUACAUAGCCAUAUAAUAUAGUUUAUAUUGGUUGUACUUCACAGUGUAGAUUUAUUAUUAUAAUUAAAGUCAAAUUUUUACAGAAAACGGUCCGUUGAAGAUAAAAAUGAAGAAUAUUGUGUCAGAAAGUGCAAUAACUGCUUCUUAGCCUUCUUUAGGGCUUUGAGGUUCCUAGCCUCAGUGUAAACACUCCAAUAAAGACGAGGCAUUGUAGCCU